GUUGCAGACUGGAAGAAAAAGAACUUUAUUGAUCGUUUUGUACAGUCUGUAGUGAGUCAUGGACCCUCCUUGAUACCUUUGACAAGAGAUGAGCAUGGUGAUGAAGAAGAGUCAUUACUUAACUUUCUUAAUCCUAGAAGAGAUGGCAACAUGGGCAUGAAUUACUUCAGAAAUAAGCUUCAGGUAAACAUUGCUCUUUUACAAGUGUAUAGCAGGGCUGUACUGUAGCAGCAUUCAGGUUGUCCCCCGUGCUGUACAUAUGCUAUUGAGCCACUAGAAGUAACAGAUUUUGUUAUGAAAAUUUUAUGCUAGGCACCCUGGAUUUCAUUGGUUUAGAGCACAGAGCUCCCUCCAAUUUUUCUUAGAACCAGUCUUGGUAUAGGAACCUAGUAAGAAGCGCUUAAAGCACACGAAUUCAUGGAUUGUGUGAACAAAGAAUUAUUAAUGGUGGACAUGCGUGCCUUCUACAUCUACAUCCAUAUUCUAUUCACAAAUAACCUCUCUUUUUGGGAAAAACAAUAAUUGACGCCUGAUGGAGCAUAAUGAGUAAAAAAGUCAUAAUCACAGAGGAAGAAGAACAACAACAACAACUUCAACGAGGGAUCAGAGUAUUUGUCAACCUGGUACUUCCAGCUUUUGAGUUUUUGUCUUGCUGCCUUACCCUCCUCCUUGUCCUUAGCCUGCAGAUGUAUUUCCGGUCAUCGCUUCUCUCCACCCAAAAAGUUCUGCGCUCGCAGGCUACCUUAUCCUCCUCUUUCUCUUUUUAUGUGAAAAAUGACUGUUUACAUAUGUAAUAUUAAUGUUUGCAGGUGAGCUGCCCAGCAGGUGGAACAAAUGAAUAUUUAGGAGCACUAAGUGAAAUGCAUCAAUCAUCUAAUGAAGACAGAGAAAUUCUUCAUCCAUUUUAUAGACAACAACCAACACAGUAAGUAGUUUGGUGUUGUAUAGAUUGACUGUAUAGAGGAACAGAGAUGCACAAUUUUUUUUUUGCACCUGUAGCUAGAGUAAUUUUUUAAAAUCUGAUGGAUUGUCAAGGUUCUACAUUGUAGGUAUUAUAGUUGUAUUUGGCAAUGGAGAAUGCUUCCUAAUCUGUUGGUUAUUUUGUGAAUUUGUGGGUGUCCUGUGCAAUCAAACAUGCUGAGUCAAAAAAAUUUGAUCAACUUGUAGGGGCACCAUUGCAGAGUACAUGUAUGUACAGUACAUACUGUAGAUACAGCUAGGUCAAUUAUUUUAAUAAAAAAAGGUUUUUUAUAGAGAUUGAGAUCCGAUGUUCGUUUAUCAGUAAUCAAAGCAAAAUAUGUUCUGUCUGAGAUUUUCCGCUAUGCAUUUGUAUCUAUUUUUUGCUUAAUAACCUCCCUAUUUAUAUACUUAGGUCAGGUGUGCAAGAUGAUGAUUUCAGCCAAAGAAUAAAAAGAUUUGUUGCAACUAAAGCAGACCUGUUGUUUUCCAUGGAAGGGAAGCAGAAAUUACAAAGAGGAGUUGAUUUUGGCUUGCAUUCAAACCAGGAAGGUAAGUGUACAUUAAUACUGAGGACACACAGAGCUUGGUCCUCAUGUGCUGCCGUUCUACCUGCCGCAUACAUGGCGGUCUUGCCUGGGAUACUGUUAGUCAUCAAUGCUGGGAAUGGAAACAUUGUAGGUCUUUACUACUGGCAUGCCUGCAAGGUUGAACUUAAGGCAACUUCGCAGGUACAUGUAUAGCGAUAGCAAAGAGUGGGAUGGCCUCUGUUGUCUGCAACUUCUGUUCUCACAUUGGAAUGGUAUCCCUUGCAGUACUGGCAGCUAUGUCGCAGGCGGGUCGCUGACAUACAAUGUAUGAGAAUCAGCAACAUGCCAGAUAACUCUGUGACUAAAAGUAAAGGUUGUGAUUCUAAUCAGACUUCACUCAUUUAACUUCUUUUUCACUUCUCUUUGAUCGAGAUAAUUGGUGAUCAGUAUUCUUUCCUUGGUUUAUGCAGGAAAUCCUUCCUUAGAAUGUCAAAAAUAUUCUGAACAUGGUUGUAAGAGAAAUUAUUGCUUAAAUUUUAAAAAGAUUUGAGGGAAAUAGUACAUUAAUUUUGUAUCACUCAUCACAAAGUAAAUGAUCAUAAUUUGUCCAACAAACAUGUAUAAUUUUUUUGUUACAGGUCAAAAUUUAAUUUAAGUUAUAAUAUUUUAACCCAGGUUGAUUCUCGAUUCUUUGUCUUCUAGCCCUAAUCAUUCAUGAAUUAUGGCGAGGAGACAAAGAAAAUUGAGAAUCAACCUAGGUUAAAAGUUUAACCUGAAUUUAAUGGUGACCUGUGACAUAUAAUUAUUAAGGCUACAGGGUUCGCAAAUACGCCAAAUUUGGCGUAAUUUACGCCAAAAUUGUUCAGAUGACUCCACUGAGGUUACGGAGGGAGUCACUUUGACUUCACAAAUUUUCGGUAACAAACAGGGAGCCACUUCGACUCCAGAAAUUUUCGGUAACAAACACAGUUUUGUCCUUACCUUUUUCGCAACAAAUACAAUUUACGUUAAUUGUAAACGUUGUAAACCUUAAUUAAAUCAUCGAAAUUAAAGAAUUAUACUGCACGACAAAACAGGAAGAGGGUAAAUUACGAUCAAAGUUUACUCAAUGACCGCCAUCAUGGAUUUGAGCUUUCCAGGUCAGCGGACCAUCACAGCUAGUUUGUGUAUCCCUCACGAUAGUUUAUACAUGCCAGGACCACGUGCCGGAAAGUCUGAAAAUGGCUUUUUUCGUUGUGAUACCUGACUCCAAAUAUUACAAAAUGACUCCAAAAUUUGUGAAGCAGAAGUCACACCGACUCCACUCAUCAAUAAAAAUAAUUUGCAAACCCUGAGGCUAGAUUUAGUGGUAAAAAGUGACCUAACGUGGUUAAUUUUCAAAGAGAGUAAGACAAUAAAAAAAGGUUUGUUUUAGAUUCAACAGUUAAGUUGCUUAAGGAUGUAAAUAUUAAGUAGAUAAAUUAGUGGGAAGCCUCCUUAUCAGUAAAAGUGUUAUGACAAAAGAAAUGGGAAAAAAAUUAAUUAGUGUCAGAAAUGCAAUAGUGUUUGGGAUGGGCUUGUAACCAGGUACAGGUAUGUAUUUAGUGAUGGAGGUGAAAGUACUUCUGUUAUUAUUGACUACAACAUGUGAUGUUGACUAUAAGAGAAUGAUUUUAUUAAAUGAAAGAACUGUGAUAUAUUUCAGUGUUAGAUCCUUAUGCGGAUACUCCUCCUCUUGAAACCUUAAUGGAAAUACCUUUGCAUGUCAGAAGAACACAGUUGUUCAAGGUUAGCUCCAAACCUGCAUAAUGUACUGAUAUUUAUUUAGGCAAUUACAUACAAUUCCUGCUGUUUUCUGUGUCAAGAAAUGCAGAUCUACGGGGCUCAACUUUCUGUAUUUUGUAUAUGGAUUGACUAUACUUUUUGACUCUCUCUGCAGUGCUUAAAGGAAGGAGACAUCGUCAUGGGCAAAGUAACUUACAAGAGACCCUUUGGUAUUAUAGUAACACUGACUAUGUUGGAAUCUGGGUGCAAUAGAGACUUCAGUGAUCUUGAUAUUCAGGUAUAUUAUUAAGAAGGUAACCAAUAUUACAUUGUGGAAGAUAAUCUGUUAGCAAGUUUGAAAAAGGAUUGUGAAGAAUCCAAUAUUGCAGGGAUGUUCCAAACAAUCUUGGAUGCUUGCACACUGCAGAGAACCAGUUUACUCUGAAGUGUUCUAUGGUUUGGAUUUGUGUAAAUUCUCAUUGAAUUAAAUGCUACUACCAAAGCAUCUGAUUUGGGAACAAGCCCUUGAUUUUAUAAAAACCUACGAAAUUUCCGGUGAGCUUUUGCAUGACAAUAUUAACUCACACCUGAAAACAACAUGUUAUCUUCACAUGUGUGAAAAGAUCUCAGUCACCGUGGUUACAUAAUGAAUUGCACCUAUUUUAGCCAAAGCCUAUUAACCCUUUAAGUCCCAAUACAAAUCAACAUCAGUUUUCUCCUUAAUGAUAUCCAUACAAUGGGAAGAGAUUAGGUUAUGAGAAGUAAUAAAAUGAUCACCAAAGAGAAUGCCUUGAUCUUUUAUUAAAUUCUCUCAACUCAUUCCUUAAGGAAAUGUAUGGAGACCAGUUUGGAGAAUUUGUAUGUGGAUAUUGGGACUUAAAGGGUUAAAGGGAAAUUGUUUGGCACUUCAUUGGUGUUUUCAUUGUAUCUAAUGUACACAAUUGCCGCUUGGAGAUACAAAAUUUCAACACUUGAAGAGAAAUUUCAUAUCUGCACACUGUAAAAGCCCCCAUCUACAUUUCUCAGAAAAAUGCGUUUCUAUCACUCACCGUCGAGGCUAUUCUUAGCUGCUUGUUGUAUUGCUUUUACCCAGGCAUUGUGCAAGUUAUCAGAGUUAGACAGCUCAGAACUGACCAAGGAGUACAAAGACCCAACUGAUGCUUAUGUGAUUGGUGAUAUUAUUCGAGGUACUUAACAUAUGCGUCCCACAUUUUGGCAAAAAUUUGGACUUUUUUAAAUAAAUUUGUCUGACACCAAGUUUUUGAUGGCUUACAUUUUCUUUUCAUGUAGGAGUAAUUACAAAUGUUAAUGGUGAGGAGGAAAAAGUGUCAAUCUCUUUGAGAAAUUCAAGAUUACCUGAUGUACAUAAACAUAUGAGUUUGGUGAGUGCAUUUCAAUAAAAGACUGCGUGCAGAUGUUCAUGAAGCACUUUCUAGCAUCCCAGUUACUUAUUUGUUCAUGUUUAUCCCAUUGGUUCACCCUUUAACCUUCUGAUGGAGAAUUUUAAAAACUUUGUACAACUGCAUGCAAUAUCUGUCAUGAUUUUCUUUUUAUUUCUUUUGUUCUACCAACACUAGAUAAGUAUGACUGUUUUAAUUUUGCUUAGUUGUUCCUUUUCUUUAACCUUGUUUGCAGGGUGUUGUGGAUGACUCUGAUGCAGUUUUCACCAGGUAUACUGUACAUGUAUGCCAUUAUAUUUUAUUUGUAAACAGUCCCCUACACUUAUCAAGGAAGAGGUGCACAAAAGCCUAAUUUUACAGUGUAGGUGGCCUGACAAAACCUUAUCAUUCACACAGUUUGCAACAUGUCUUGUCCUAAUAGAAAUGUGUUGGUGAAUUUAAAGCCUGGUGAUUGCAUGUAAAAGAUGUUUAUACAGUCAAUGACGCAGGCAGCUUUGAAAAAAAAAUGCGAAUACUCCUGUUAGUAUUCAAACCUAUGACCUGGUUCAGAUGCUUUACCACUGGGCUGCUGGAGACUCGUGUUAGCUUUUUGAGAAAAGGAAUGUGUUUUGUGACAUUUUGAUAAGUUGUUACAUCUGAACCUUGUUGUUGUGGAUUUUUCAGGAGAGAUUUAAGGUAACUUUCUUUGAACUGUUUUGUAUUUUGCAGGUUACAGGAUAAUCCAGAUGGACUGAAUUAUGAAGAACACUUGAACAAACAUAAGGGUUUUAACAACCCAAGGAAUAUAGAUACACUUACAGAUCUCCUUGGUAUUGAUACCACAGCUCCAUGUUCUUUAUUGAGAUGCUUCCAAAGGUACAUUUAUGCAAUAUAGUCCCAAAUGUUUCCAUAAGAUCAUUGAGAUUGAGUGCGCUUACCAUUACUGAAGGCAUGGACCCUGGGGUUUAUAGCGGUGGGGGGUAGAUUUUUCUUGCUCCUUCCAAACCAUCCCUCAUUCCCUGAGUAUAUUUGACACUCGUCCCCAGGCUACACUCGGUAGUUUUGAAACCAAGAUGGCCGCCUGUAAGGGUUGGUGGUGGAUCCUGACAAUCCUACCGAAAAAUAGGGGACUGUGAACAGUUGAGAUUAUUUUAAACAAGUCCAGUACCAAACGUGAGAAUUACCUUACUUUGCUGACUUCAAUUUGUUUUGUUAUAUUAAUUGUAGAAUUCCAUUCUCAGUCUUCCGAUAAAUAUUUAAAACCUUGUCUAAUGUCAAUUGGAUAGUCUUAACCUUAAAAAGCGUUUUCAGUUGUGGAAUUAAGCUUAUACAAGACCUGAGAAGAUUGGAUCAUUCAAAGUUAUUUUUUGUUGUUGUUACAUAUAAUAUGUAGUUCGUGUGUAUUUCCUUGACAGGAAGGACUGCCCAGAGGGUGACUAUGCAGAGCCUCUGAGAAGGCGGCAGUCUGCCAAAUGGUCAAUGGAAACGUAAGGAUUUCUAUUGGUUGAGUGAUUGUAUUGUCGAUGCCUUUUUUUAAUGGCGAUAAAUUAUAUCAAGUUGUAGAAUGAUUUUUAAUUACAUGUAAGCUGCAUGCAACAUAAGAACAUUUAUCUGCAUGGUAGUUACCACUAACGCAGGUUCCAAGUGCAUAACCUUUUAUUUGGGAGAAAAGAAAUGAAAUUGGGAAAAAAGCUAUGCUUCUGAUCCUAGUUGUUGAAUUUGUGGAUAACGCUAUCCACUGGAUAAAUCACCAUCCAUUAGAGCGUUUCGCUCGACUAUCCCUGAGGAAAAAUGGGGGCUACUUGUAGUCUACCAUCCAUUGGAUAACGCAAUUUGUUUCUGUAGUACUUAGGGAUGGGACAAUGAUUUAUCCGGUGGAAUAACUGACACCUGUUCUUUUCAUAUUCAAUUAUAAAACAUUAUUGGUUGACUGACCAAGGUUUCCUUGAGCCAUACGGAAACUACCACACGUACUUAGUCCCCUUCCUUACUAUAGGAAAUGAUGUUAGUCUGGUGACAGGCAGAUUAAAUACUGGCACUUUUUUCUUUCACGGGCAUACUUUUUCCUUCAUUCAUCACCAUUUGUAAUGAACUUGGUACAGGUUACCUACAGACCACUGUUUAUCUGUUGUUUUUUAGGACAGCCAAAGGUGUGGAGCAUUUUAAAACGGGAAAUCACGAGGCUGCUAUGAAAUAUUUUGAGCAUGCGCUACAGAUUGAUGGUGAAAAUGUGGAGGCACUGGUAGCUCGAGGAGCCCUGUGAGUUGUUUACGAAUUGAAACUUCUUCAGUUUUUCAUAAUUUUGUUAAAAAAAUGUUCUCAGGACUAUUUUGACUCUUCCAGGGAUCUAACUCAAAUUGCUUUUUCAUAUCUAGAUAUGCCAAUGACGACAAGCUCGCUCCCGCUAUCAAAGAUUUCCGGGCGGCAUUGGCGAUCUGUCCAAGUCACAGAAACGCCAACAAAUACCUCACUGCCACGCUAGUGGAACAGGGACUACAGUAAGUCACUGCAAGCCUGCCGUCACUGUUUUUCCUUUGUUAAAGGACAUAAUUAUGUCGAUCCUACAAGAUCACCAUUGGUAGGCCCCGCUCGAAGACGUUCUAUUGGCUCGUCCCGCAAAUCCUCAAAAAAUUGUUGUAAUUUAUUAUGAAACGAAUCUUGCAUAUGUAUUGCAGGUUUUUACAGAGUUUUUGUGGUGCUUUUGUUCCUAGACGAGAAAAAGAAGGGAUACUGUCAGAAGCUAUACAGAGCUUUAAGGAGGCAUUGGAAAUUGAUAACAAUCAACAAACGGCGAGAGAUCAUCUUGAGAAAAUCGAGCUGCAAAUCAAAGUUAAGGAACAGGUGCGUAAUACGUGCUUGCUUACUUGAUUACUACAAACCAAUCCAUGCUCCCACCCCCUUCUAGUCCCUUCUUCCCCCUAGCAUUUAGUACAGGGUUGGUACCCUGUGAGCACAUGCGCACAGGUUAGUUACUCGGAAAACGAGUGUCCAUCAGAUUUCGUAGCGCCUGCGCGAAAUCAUCCUGUUCCAAGCGUUCAUUUUGUAGGCGCGUACACUGAGAGUUCUCCAGGCUCAGCUCAAUUGAGACAUAAAGUCAGUUGAAAGCAAUUAACAGUUUAAUUACCGGACGUUUAUAAACUAAUGAUAUUUCUUUCUAAUGCGAUUGGUUUCCUGUUUUCUCUCUACAUGUCUUGCCCCCCAUCGUUCCGUUGUUGGCUGACGAUUUCAUUUUCCAAUUUCACUGCCUUCUUCUGUGAUCUUACACACAACGAAAUCUACAUGCUGUGCGGGGAUUUUUGCGGUAACUCUCAUUUCUACUUGAAAUGACUUUAUGUAUCUUGUUUGUUUUGGCUUUUGAAAUAAAAAUUGCGACCGUUCACUUGUUGUUGUCAUGUUCUUCAUUUAUAUUGAUAUGUUGUGCUUUUUUCAUCUGAACGGUAUCACAAACACUUACUGUCACUUUAACUGUUUCAUAUCCAUUACCCUGUUCCCUGUCCCUCUGUUGUCUGGUUUGAUACAAUUUGGAUCAAAUUUUACUUUAUUUUUGUUACUUUGUCGCAACUCAAUUUAAACACUUAACCGAAUUACUUUCAUUUGGAAUGUCUUGUUCAUAAAUCGCACCAUUUUGUCUCAAAUGAUCUUUCAUUUUUCACGUUCAUUCCCACUCUACAAUGUUUUCCCUUCUAUUACAUGAUUUCCCGCUACGUUGGCUCGUGAUAACAAAUUACAACCAUAUUGCACCACCCCUCCCGUCUCCCCCAAUUCGUUGUUUUCUUCAUUUGACCUUACCUGUGACGUCAGGAGAAAGAGCAGGCCGCUGCAAGAGUAGACAAAGGGCUCAAGAGCAGGUUUAGUCACGUGAGGGAACUUAUUUUGGAGGAGCAAUUUCAGUCAAAGAAAAAAAGAAAGAAAUAUGACAGGUAUGGAGACGUUUUUUAAGUAGAACGGUUUGUGAUUUCGCCAAUUAUGUAAGUUGCAUAGAACGUCAUGCGCCAAUCAGAGAUGAAGACAAGUUCUGGAAAGCGUGCGACAGUAAGUCACGCUUGGUCCGAAUCCAAAUUAUGAUUGGUCGAGAAAUGGGGCGAAUUUCUCGAGCCCACUUUAACGUGAUUCCUUUUCAUUUAGAAACCUGUCAGCUCGGUGAACGUUCCGAGUUGCUUCAAGCCUCCUUUUCUCUUAGCCUCGUUUUGGAAGUGAGAGUUUUUGUAACUCGGAAAUGGCCUUAAUUGGUGUUUUUCGAUUUGUUUGAGAUGAAUGUUUGUCCCUAUUUGUUCGUUAAUUCUCCAGCCUUUUGUUAUAUCCACGGUUUACGUGCAAAUUGCGAGUUACAUCAAUUACAACUUCUUUGUUUUGUUCAACUAGUAGAAAGAGAAAGAAGAAGAAGAAGAUUAAAGUUCUCAAGAAAAAGAAAACGAAAUCUAAAGCAAAGGUUCGUCGUGGCUCCAAACGUACCAGUUCUACUUCAUCUUCUAGUUCAACUGAUUCUUCAAGUGAAAGCGAAUCCUCGAGAACUGAUUCUUGUGAAAGUAGCGAGGAAUGGGUCGAAAAAAGUGGUGCAGAAAGCAGUAAAAGAAAAACAAGUAGAGACUACGUGGAGACAGAGAAACCUUAUGAAAGAAACGAUAUUGUGAAUUUUCGAGCAGAGCUUGAUCAUCCUGGUACUUUACAUAGCGAUAAGCGUGUUGGGGAAGACACUGUACCACAUAGCAGUAGAGGCAGAACUGACUCGUCACCAGAAUACGAUAGGUAUAAGGGUCACAGUACGUGGAAAGAUAAUAGCGAUAAAACAACAAAGUGUAGGCUUUCAUCAUCUUCAAAAAGCCACAGGAGUUUCGAAAAAGAGAGAGAAAAGCAACCAGUCGAAGAUCGGGGCAAUGAAAGUAGAAGAUACAGAAGCCGCGAUGCUCGUUAUAGUCCACGGAAGCGAGCAGUAAGUGAAGAGCGCGCUGAGAAUGUAAAACUUAAACGAACUAAGUCUCCGAGGAAGGAGAGUAAGCAAGCGCUGCCCCCGUUAAACCAAACAUUUCUGGAAGGUGAGCUUAAAAGAAUCAGAGCGCACAGUGACAAGGAUAAUGAAAAGCGUCAGUCAAGUGCUCGGUACCGCAAAUAA
Messenger RNA from Porites lobata, 9719 nucleotides. The record is from the annotation of a GenBank genome assembly. Lineage: Eukaryota; Metazoa; Cnidaria; Anthozoa; Scleractinia; Poritidae.